CACAACCAACCCUCAUUGGCUGACUCAGAAUCACAAUAAUCACACACCGUUUUUGAGGUUAUGUUCCCUCGACAAUGGCCACUGCGCCUCAAAUAAAGCGGCAAGCCCCCAAUAUCCUCGUCACCGGCACCCCCGGCGUCGGCAAAUCAACCCUGUGCCAAAAACUCAGCGAAACCAGCGGCUUACAGUGGUUGGAAAUAUCCAAAAUCGCCAAAGACUACAACUGUUUGGAAGAGUAUGACGAAGUUUACCAGUGCCCCAUUCUCGACGAAGACAAGUUGUUGGACGGGUUGGAGGAAGUGAUGUGCAAAGGGGGCAACAUUGUGGAUUAUCACAGCUGCGAGUUUUUCCCGGAGCGCUGGUUCGAUGUGGUUUUUGUAUUGCGAACGGAUAAUACGACGUUGUAUGACAGACUCUUGGCUCGAGGAUACACCGGGAAGAAGUUAGAAGACAACAUAGAUUGCGAAAUAUUUCAAACUAUUUUGGAGGAGGCGCGGGCGUCUUAUAAUGUCGAUAUUGUGCACGAACUGAGUAGUGUUGCCCCCACGGAAUUGGAAGACAACGUGAAUAGGAUAUGUUUGUGGUUACAACAGUGGUUCCAAGAUAAUCAAUAAUUACCUGACUCUGUUCAUUAUAUCGACUCCUGCUUGUUGUUUAAUACAUGUUGUUAUAAAAUCUA
Molecule: messenger RNA, 679 nt
Organism: Zophobas morio
Lineage: Eukaryota; Metazoa; Arthropoda; Insecta; Coleoptera; Tenebrionidae
Gene: Ak6
Product: adenylate kinase isoenzyme 6
Exons: 1
Coding region: 75-614 (179 amino acids)
Cellular component (GO): cytoplasm; nucleus
Molecular function (GO): ATP binding; ATP hydrolysis activity; AMP kinase activity
Source: RefSeq, a predicted model, not a curated record